AAUCCACACAUUCCGAUUCCAGCUCGUCUUCGUGGAAAUUCUGGCGCCGUCGUCUGUCUACAAGGAGCCGACAUGACAGCAACACCAAAUACCUGGGAGCCAAGGACAGACCGGAGAUUACUUUACUGGAGAAGUCUGAUCUAUCUGAGACAUCAGACGGUUCAAUAACACCUGUGACACCUAUACCACUGUCUGGUCCACUGCCAGAUGUUGUAGAAAAAACCCCAGGGAUUCCAAGAUUUAGCAGCAAUGCUGUACCACCACCAAAACCUCCAAGGCUUUUUUUAUUCAGAACGCCAUCGAAUGGGACAAGAUGUUCCACUGACGAUGAGAAAGACACUGAUCCUGUGUACAUCAACAGUGAAAGAUUAGUUGAACUAAAGUCCCACAGACACCACCCAACUCUGAAUUGCUCCCGACCUGAUGGAAAUGCCAUCUUCAGUGACUGCCUGAAAAAUGUAACAAAUCUUGACAUUGGCCAGAGCAAAAAUCUGGUGGAACAAAUUUCUAUGAACAAUUUAAUGAUAAAGGGGGAUAAUAAUGUAAGAGGCAUUACAUUUAAAGAACCGCCUGUUGUUACUUUUCAGUUGAACUCAUCAGAAAUGCAGUCAGAUAAUGUAAAACAUCUACCACAGACAAAUCAUCUGAACACUGUAGCUCGGAAACCAAAAAUAAAAACCCCAGAACUGAACUCCAAAAGAGCAGGACGAUCUCGUCGACGUUCGCAUGAUAAAGGAGAGAUGACCCGGCAGAAACACAUCAUGAACAGCGUCUCUGAGCUUCUUCGACAAAGAUUAGACCCUUAUCCCUUAUUAGAUCAACUGAAAAGGGCAGGCAUUUUAACUAACAUGGAUGUCCAGUCCUUCCUCGGAUACCAUGAUCGCAAGUCUAUCUGUGAAAGCAUUGUGGACUUGGUAGGGGCUGCAACUCCGGAUGUGCUUCCUGUUUUCUGUGAUGUUCUUUCAUCUGCAGGAAACAGCACAGAAAUACUGGAGGUUCUUCAUGUGGUGAGAGAAAUCGACAGAAUUAUCUAUGAUGUCUCAUUCAACAAUAACAACGACAACCCCAUUCUGGAUGAUGAGAAGAACCUCAACUAUGAUAUUGGUUACCUGGCACCCGACUAUUCUCUGAAACCUUUGGUGGAGCUGGAGAGAGUUCGAGCCAGUGGAGAUAAACGCCUGAGCAAAGCAUCUUGUCGGAACUCUGCAUACUCACUGUUGGAAGGCGGUGACAGUGAGUCGUGCAACCAUGGUGACAGCGGGGUGUUUCCGGGACUAAUUAUGAUGAGUAUUUGUGUCACGGGUCACAGUUUAUCUGGGCAGAGGGCUGAAGCUUUAGCAAGCCUAAUUAGGAACCAUAACUGUAUAUGUGAGCUUCGUAUGGGCAAAACACAGCUGUGUGGGGACGAUAUCAGCAUUAUUGCUAAGGCUCUAGAAGAGAACCGGACAAUUCAUUCCUUAGAUGUACGCCUUAAUCACAUUGGAGAGAAAGGCGCUGUCGCCGUGGCUGACCUUUUAUUAAAAACAAAGUCCCUGAGACUGCUGAAUCUUUCUUCCACCAACAUGGACCUACAGAGUAUUCAAAACAUUGUGUGUGCCACUGCAGCUAAUAAGUGUUUGACUGAUCUAGAUCUCAGCUUUCUGGAUGUCGGGGAUGAGUGCUCAGAGUGCUUGCGGGACAUGCUUCGGGCUAAUUCCAAUCUUCAGAAGCUUCGGUUGAGAAGCAACAACUUGACCUGGUCCGGUUGUUACGUGAUUGCUGAAGGUCUGUCUCGCAACUUGUGCCUCAACGUGUUAGAUUUGAGCAGGAACACUGUAGGAGAUGAGGGUGUUCAGGCUCUAGCCAAGUUCCUGCCAGAAUCAAGUGUGACAGAAGUGUCUCUGGAGAACUGUGGGAUCACCUCUGCAGGAUGUGAUGCUUUAGCUGACCUGCUGACUCACUGUAAGAGACUGAAACACUUGGACAUCAGCACCAACAUCUUGCUGGAUGCAGGGAUUUGCAAGUUGGCCAAAGCUUUAGAGCGGACCUCCUCUUUACAGAAUCUUGGCUUGAACAUGUGUGGCAUUACCAAUGAUGGCUUCUCCAUUCUUCUAGACGUUUUGGAGAAGAACACAUCCAUUAUUCACAUGAAACUGUGCUACAAUAGACUCGGCAGGGAGCACUCCAUUCCUUCUGCUAAUUCUGAUGACCUGAGGUACCGUCUUCGUAUAGUGACAUCCUCCAAGCCAAAGCUGAAAAUACUACUCUGGGGAAACACGUUUGAGGAGCCUUAG
Molecule: messenger RNA, 2273 nt
Organism: Candidula unifasciata
Lineage: Eukaryota; Metazoa; Mollusca; Gastropoda; Stylommatophora; Geomitridae
Source: the annotation of a GenBank genome assembly